Molecule: messenger RNA, 1940 nt
Organism: Sapajus apella (tufted capuchin)
Lineage: Eukaryota; Metazoa; Chordata; Mammalia; Primates; Cebidae
Gene: TTLL1
Product: tubulin tyrosine ligase like 1
Exons: 10
Coding region: 500-1771 (423 amino acids)
Biological process (GO): protein polyglutamylation; microtubule cytoskeleton organization
Cellular component (GO): cilium
Molecular function (GO): tubulin-glutamic acid ligase activity; tubulin binding
Source: RefSeq, a predicted model, not a curated record
CACCAUGCCCAGCCCAGAUAAACACUUACAGUCACUCUGUAGUUCCAGAGGGUGACUUGAAGUAGGGAGACAGGCAGUGCCUGGAGGGACAUGGGUCAGGUAUGCUGACCCCCAUUCACCCAUCGGAAGUUGGCUCGAGGGUCCCCUUCUCAAGGUGGCCUUCCCCAGCUGCCCUGCCUCUGGCUUUCAGAGCCCCGUGUGCCCCUCCUUCGUGGCUCCCGGCACAAUUGCAAUUGAACACUCCCGGGUGAUGACUUAAUGACUGCCUGUCUCUCCCACCAGACCAGGGUUUCUCAGCCUUGGCACAGUUGACAUUUGGGGCUGGAUAAUUGGUUGAGAGGGGUCACCUGUGCAAGUCGAAUGUUGAGCGGCAUCCCUGGCCUGGAUAAGCCUGAUGCCAGAAGCAUCCCCCAGUCGAGACAACCAGACUGUCUCUACCCAUGCCAGGUGUCCCCUGAGAGAUGGAGUCGCCCCUGGCUGAGAACCACUGCUGGGGAUUAUGGCAGGAAAAGUAAAAUGGGUCACUGAUAUCGAGAAGUCAGUGCUGAUCAAUAACUUUGAGAAGAGAGGAUGGGUCCAAGUGACAGAAAACGAGGAUUGGAAUUUCUACUGGAUGAGCGUGCAAACCAUCCGAAAUGUGUUCAGUGUCGAAACUGGAUAUCGGCUCUCAGACGAUCAAAUAGUCAACCAUUUUCCAAACCACUAUGAACUGACCCGGAAGGAUCUGAUGGUGAAGAACAUCAAAAGAUACAGGAAGGAGCUAGAGAAAGAAGGGAGUCCCCUGGCAGAAAAAGAUGAAAAUGGAAAAUACCUCUAUCUGGACUUUGUUCCCGUCACCUACAUGCUGCCCGCUGACUAUAAUCUGUUCGUAGAGGAGUUCCGGAAGAGCCCGUCCAGCACCUGGAUCAUGAAGCCUUGUGGCAAGGCCCAGGGAAAGGGCAUCUUCCUAAUCAACAAGCUCUCACAGAUCAAAAAGUGGUCCCGGGACAGCAAGACGUCUUCGUUUGUGUCUCAAUCUAAUAAAGAAGCCUACGUGAUCUCUCUCUAUAUCAACAACCCUUUACUUAUUGGCGGGAGGAAGUUCGACCUGCGCUUGUACGUUCUGGUGUCUACGUACCGUCCGCUGCGCUGUUACAUGUAUAAACUUGGGUUUUGCCGGUUUUGCACAGUGAAAUACACCCCGAGUACCAGUGAGCUGGACAACAUGUUCGUUCAUCUCACCAACGUUGCCAUCCAGAAACAUGGGGACGACUACAACCACAUCCACGGGGGCAAGUGGACAGUCAGCAACUUGCGGCUCUACUUGGAGAGCACCCGCGGCAAGGAGGUGACCAGCAAGCUGUUUGAUGAGAUCCACUGGAUCAUCGUACAGUCCCUGAAGGCCGUGGCGCCGGUGAUGAACAAUGACAAGCACUGCUUUGAAUGCUAUGGCUACGACAUCAUUAUUGAUGACAAGCUGAAACCCUGGCUGAUCGAGGUGAACGCGUCCCCAUCUCUCACCUCCAGCACUGCCAACGAUCGAAUCCUCAAGUAUAACCUGAUUAACGACACCCUCAACAUUGCCGUCCCCAACGGCGAAAUUCCAGACUGCAAAUGGAACAAGUCGCCCCCAAAGGAAGUCCUUGGCAAUUACGAGAUUCUGUACGAUGAAGAACUGGCCCAGGGUGACGGGGCCGACCGGGAGCUGAGAAGUCGUCAGGGCCAGUCUCAGGGGCCCAGGGCAGGCCGAUCGAGAGACUCAGGGAGAGCCGUUCUCACUACCUGGAAGUGACUCCAACCCGGACCUUAUCAAAAUGACUCACUCCCCUGGGCCCCUGCUGAAGCCCUGUUUUGAAAUUUUCCUUUUCUAGAGCUUUUUUCCUUUCCUAAGCCCUGUAAAUAAAUGAAAGCACUUCUUUGCAAAGUUAUGGAGUCUGUUUCACUAGUGCUGAAGGAACCAA